AUGUGACAUUCAUUAUUUUUCUAAACUCAAAAAUAAAGGCGAUUAUCUAGCAAACUAAGAUUUUGAUGAGUCUUAUUAUUGCACAUUCACUUAGUAUCUCAUUCAUGGAAUUACUGUGAACAAGUUGAAGGAUGAACCAAUCCAACUUUUUAUCUUCCGUCACUCCGACAUCCAUCGACAACAACUCCCCUCGAGACAAUCCUCCUUCAACCUCAGCUGGAUAUACUUUCAUGACAUCAGGCUUAUCUGAUGGUUUGCCCCAGAAUAUGUUCCAAUCAGAUGAAGCUUCCUAUUAUGAGGACAUGGGUGAAGAAUCCUCGUCACAGGAAAUGAAAAAAGAAGGAAUCAACUGGUCCAGCAAUUCUCCACCUUUUGUCAACUACUCUGGUGCAAUACCCAACACAACAUCUAGCCAAAUGGGAAACCCUAUGAGUGAUACGCCUAUUCCUACAACGUUUUGCGGACCCGAUGUGCCAAAUUCUGGCUUUUCCAACACCACAUGUGUACUGAAUGACACUAUGGAGUACGAAGAUUCUCACAGCAGUGCAUCUCUCUGUGAUCAGCGUGCAAGAUUUUUACGCACAGCCCAGGCUUUGAAGGAUUCAGGCUUAAUUGGUGUGACAGUGCAUCUCGCUAAGAUUUUAAAGGAAAAUGAGGAUGCACAAGGUGAGCUCCAACAACUUAAAGAGGAAACUAGAAACUUUCUUAUAGAUGUGCUCAAUAAUCCAGAAAACACUGAUCUUAGACCUUUUUUUGAAGCCAAGGGGUUUAUCCCUCCAAGGACUUGACUGCUGAACUUAGGGACGAGAAACUUUAAAACAAUGCUCCAUAGUAACAACUGGGUGUGACUGGAUCGCGGAAAGUGUGGUCAGAUAUUAUAAGCAACUAUUUUGGUAUUGUACGUGAUAUGAUAUUGGAGGUAUUUUAUGUAUACACUGAUUAUUAUGUUUGAAUGAUUAU
Molecule: messenger RNA, 960 nt
Organism: Lineus longissimus
Lineage: Eukaryota; Metazoa; Nemertea; Pilidiophora; Heteronemertea; Lineidae
Exons: 4
Coding region: 132-788 (218 amino acids)
Biological process (GO): negative regulation of DNA-templated transcription; negative regulation of circadian rhythm
Source: RefSeq, a predicted model, not a curated record